Messenger RNA from Candidula unifasciata, 416 nucleotides. NCBI's taxonomy places the organism in Eukaryota, Metazoa, Mollusca, Gastropoda, Stylommatophora, Geomitridae. The record is from the annotation of a GenBank genome assembly.
AUGGCAAAUUACUGCCGCAGUAUUUUUGGAGACAUGCUGCUCGUUAAUCCAUUGGAAUCGCAUCCUCUUAAGCCAGAUGUUCCUUUGCCAAGCCCUAAUCAGUUAAAGCGCAGAAUCAUUAUUAAGAACAAAAAGAAACAUUUUCACAGAGAAAAGACAUCUCGGAAGACCCGUGCUCAAAACAUGUCUAAGAAACGUCAGAAACCACCAACAGGAGGUACCUUCAGUGAAGGCCUUGCAAAGACUAGAUUGAGUGAAGUUGAGGAGGAUCCUGAAUUACCUCUUCUGACUGUAAUUGCUUCUGGAUUACCAGAGUCAUUGAGCAGCAGUACAGAUCAAGUACCCAGUCUCCAUCCUGACCCUGAAACAAAGUCCCCUACCAGAGUUGUUCUUGAGAAGAACCUUUCAAUAAGCAG